This is a messenger RNA of Bipolaris victoriae FI3, 693 nucleotides long. RefSeq lists its product as hypothetical. The record is from RefSeq and is a predicted model, not a curated record. NCBI's taxonomy places the organism in Eukaryota, Fungi, Ascomycota, Dothideomycetes, Pleosporales, Pleosporaceae. The coding region runs from base 1 to 693 and encodes 230 amino acids. The transcript has a single exon.
AUGGCCACGGCGGAACAAAUGGCGGCCUAUGCUGCGGCCCUCCGUCAAUACAAACCUGCCCAAGACAAGCCCGUAACGGAAGUCGCCAUUUUCAAACUCAAAGAGGCUCAAUCGGCCGCUACGCUAGAGUACUUUGAGCGGCAAAUCAUCCAAAACACAGCACCAGGCACGGGCAUUAUACGGCAAUCAUAUGGCUUUUCUCUAUCCGAUCCAUACACUCUCAUCUGGAUGCUAGACUGGGAAAAGAUACAGGACCACUGGGACUUUUGGCAGACGCCCGCUUUCGCGCCCGUGAUUGUGUGCAUCGACAAGAUCUUUGUUUCUGGACGACCACUGGUGCGACAUUAUGAGUUUCAGCCAUCAGGCAUGCUGCGACAUAGCGUACAAAAGGUUUUUGUGUGGAACGAUGAGUUGGAGGCUCCUAAAGCUGAAAGUCUGGUGGGAACGAAGAGCAACGCAUCAGACAGGAAAGUUGCAUAUGCUGUCGAUAUGCAGGAAACUAGUUGGAGAUGCGCUGUCUUUGGCUACGAGAACAAGGAGACCGCUCACAAGGAUGAGUUUGUCGAAUGGGAAGGGCUGGAAGCUCAUCUUGUUGAAUUAGCAUUUGUUGAGAAGCCGACUCAAACAAUGAAGGCUGGAUUCGAUAUGGCGAAACAUGGCAAACUCUAUCUACACUCUUUUAAGAGAACCUAG